ACGUAAACAACAAACAUGGCGAAGCCAGGCAAGGUGGGCAAGGGUGGCACCAGCAGCAAGAUGGGGAAGCGGAAGGACAAGAAGGAGGGGGGACGAAUGUCCAAGAAAGUCCACCCGGAAAAGCUCAAGAACAUUAUGAAGGCAAAGGAGGCCAAGAAGAACAGCCGCCGCAUGACCAAUCGCAGUGAGAAAAAGAAAGAGAAGCGGGGUCUUCUGCGUCAAAAGGAAGCACAGAGGGCGUACCAGGCCAAGAUUGACGAGGAUGUCGAGUACCAGAAGAAGCUUCAGAUAGAGCUGGCUGGUGGAAAUGACCCCAGGAGCAAUCACCAGGUAAAAGUGAUGGACAAAAGGGAGCUGCAAGCACUUGUUCAGAGCCAGAAGAGAGUCCUGUUAGAUGAGAUGGAGGAUGAACUGGCCAAGGAGGAUGUAAGAGUAGGAAGGACGGCUGCAGUCGAGCCAGACCCUCUCUCGCAAUACAAAAGUGUUGAAGAUGAACCACGUAGCUUUGAAAAGAACCCCAUACCCAGCUGGGUCAGGACCAUGUUGCCCAUCAAAAACCAACAGGGUGGUAUUGUGGCAAGGUACCUGGCAGUUGAUGAUAAGAAAAAGGAAAAGAAAGGUGAGGAAGAGGAGGAAGACGAAGAUAGUGAUGAUGAGAGCAGUGAUGAUGAGGAGCUCCGUGUUGGUACAAAGUCCUAUGUGCAGAUCUUGGUGGAACGAAAACGCAAAAUCGAUCAGAAGAAGUUGGAAAUUGCAGCUCUUGCCACAGCUAUUAUUGGAGAGCCAGAGGAAAAGAUCAAAUUGUUGAAGAACUUAGAAGCCUAUCUAAAGGAGGAGGACCCAGAUAUCGCCAUCACAGUAAGGAAGUACGCAGCGCUCAGCAUGUUUGAAGUCUUCAACCACCUUAUUCCCACAUUCGAGCUCGGAGAAGAAACCAAGGAUCACAAGUCCCUAUUGAGAAAAGAGAAGAAACAAGCUUAUAAAUUUGAGGAUGACUUGCUCUUCGAGUACAAGCAGUACUUAAUCACCCUUGAAGCAAAUUUGAAGGACAAGAAAUUGCAGAAUGAACAUUCUAAAGAGGCCUUUAAUCAAUUGAUGAUCGCAAUUCUUAAGUGCUAUGGGGAACUCCUUUUGCGAAAGGGCCACUUCAACUACACAUUCAACAUAGUCCAAGUGAUCACUCCAUAUGGUAGCUACAAGGUCAAGGAGGUCGCACAGGUAGUGCUGGAUACCUUCAAGAAACUUUUUAUUCGCGACAAGACUGGCGAGAUGACUCUGGAGAUUGUAAUGCAGAUGGACAAGUACAUCCGCAGAAAAUUUUUCAAGGUGGAACCGUAUUACAUACAGGCUUUCCUUGACAUCAACAUUUCAAAUGUGAAAAAUCUUGAUGCACUGAUUGAAGCUCACCGCAAUGCCUCGAAGAAGCUUACACACACACAAAAGCUCAUUAAGAAAGUGAUUGAGGAACGAGCACCAAAGAAGUCCAUCAAAGAGCGGAAGAAAUGCAAGAAGCAACGCAUCCUAGAGGAAAAGAUGCGUGAGUUCAAGGAUAUCAGAUCAAACCGGAAGCGCCAAGAGGCUCAUAGCAAGAUCCUGCAGAUUGUCUUUGGUAUCUACAUCCACGUACUGAAGAGGAAGCCCAACAAGGUGCUCAAUGAGGUCGUCUUGGAGGGACUUGCAAAAUUUGCACAUUUGAUCAACAUUGAGUUCUUUGGUGACCUGCUUGAUGUCCUGGGCCAGAAAAUGCUGGAGGGCACCAUGAACUUCCGCGAGUCCAUGUUCUGUAUCAAGACAGUGUUCACCAUCCUUUCAGGCCAGGGCGAGGCACUCACUCUAGACCCCAGGCAGUUCUUCACUUAUCUCUAUGCCAAUAUGUUAAAAAUGGGCCAAGAUGGUAAUCAAUCAAACGUCUUCCCAACUCUGGAUGCCCUCAAGAUGAUGCUUGUGCAUCGUCAGCGGUGCGUAAAUUCAGAACGCAGCUUGGCCUUUGCUAAGCGCCUGGCCACACUCUCACUCGCACAACCCUUCCACAACAACGUCAUCGCUUCACUCUCUGUCCUCAGGGGUAUCGUUCUGAACAACCCAAACACCAAAUUCCUGCUGGAUUCUGACACUGAGGGUACGAGCGGCAUAUUCCAGCCAGAGGUGAAGGAGCCUGAGCACUGCAACGCAGGUGCAACAGCCUUCUUUGAGUACAGACUCCUCAGUCGCCACUACCAUAACUUUGUUCAGAAAAUGACCCACCAUCUCGUGAACAGCGCUCCCCUGCAUGGGGAGGGAUCCCUGCCCAUUGACAUGACUAGAAAGACGCUGCAGGAGCUGCAGGACAUGUUUGAUCCGCAGGAGAUGUGCUUCAACCCAACUGUGCCAAAGCCAGAGUUGCAUUUGCCCAAGAAGGACGAGCGCAAGAUGACCUCCAAGAAAAACCGGAGGGCCCGAUUCAUCACCCCGUACAUGCAGAAGCAGAUGGAGGAACUCGUCACUGAUGAGAACCGGAACCGCCUGUUGGGACAUGAGGCCAGUGGAAUGGGCCAUCCCAAUGGACAUGCAGCCAACGGCAUCAGUGGAGUAAAUGGAACGAAAAAGCAAGAUGAGGAGAAUGGGAUGGAUGCAGACACGAGUGAGGAAGCGAUGAUCAGUGACGCAGACUUCUUCAAGGGAAUGAUCUGGAAUAUGGACCUGGCAAGCAUCCCCAGCAGACAAAACACAAAUGGAGAGCCUGAAGGAAGAUGGGACAAAGACGUGACUUUAGAGUUAGUGAAGGUAGAAGCGAAGUGAUAUCAAUGGUUUUGUUUAUACCUGAUUUGUUAUAUGUUUUUUUUUUUUUUUUUUUUUUUGAUGGGGGGAGGGGGUUGAGUUGCUGUGGUAUAUAUUUAUAAAUUAUGUGUUAUAAACCAUUGGAAUGUAUACAUAGUUUUACUUUUUGUACCUAAUACAAAAGAAAAAGUAUAUACAGAAA
Molecule: messenger RNA, 2959 nt
Organism: Penaeus vannamei (Pacific white shrimp)
Lineage: Eukaryota; Metazoa; Arthropoda; Malacostraca; Decapoda; Penaeidae
Gene: Noc3
Product: Nucleolar complex protein 3
Biological process (GO): DNA replication initiation
Cellular component (GO): nucleolus
Molecular function (GO): chromatin binding
Source: RefSeq, a predicted model, not a curated record